AUGCCGAGGGAGGCGUGCAGUGGGCUGUGGAGGUCAGAGGACAUGGUGGUCCUCUCUCUCCACAUGCAGCGCGAAGUGGCCCACGACGCCGUUCUGAAGCUCGGCGAGAUCGGGCAGUUUCAGUUCCAUGACCUCAACAAGGACGUGAGCGCCUUCCAACGUGACUUCGUGCAGGAGGUGCGCCGCUGCGACGACAUGGAGCGCAAGCUGCGCUUUCUGCAAGAUGAAAUCGACAAGGCCGGCGUGGCCACCAUCGUGGACAGCGGCGCGGAGGACGAGACAAUGUCUUCGCUCGAGCACAAGAUCGACGAGGUCUACGCGGAGGUUGUAGAGCUUAAUGAGCAGUAUCAGGCCCUCAUCGAGGAGCGCAACCGCUCCAAGGAGCACCUCGAGAUUCUCUCGCGCGACUUUGGCGGGGCGUCCGGCGACGGGCUGCUGUUGGUGACCGGCGUCAUUCCGAAGGAGCGCAUUCCGCUCUUUGAGCGCCUCGUGUACCGUGUCACGCGUGGCAACUCUGUCAUGCGCGUGGACGACAUCGAUAAGCCGUUCUACAACAUCAACGCGAACGAGCCGGUGCACAAGAGUGUGUUUGCCGUGUACUUUUCGGCCCCCCGGCUGCGCGAGAGGCUUAUCAAGAUGGCGGAGGCGAAUGCGGCGACCGUGUAUAACUACGCCGACUCUGAGCAGCACCUGAUCAGCAUGCACGCCUCGCUACAGCAGCAGGUGGACACUAUCACCCAGACCCUUCAUCAGUCGGCCUACCGCCAGCGGCAGGUGCUCCUCGGAAUUGCGGCUUCCUGCUACGAGUGGCGCCGCGCUGUGGUGACGGAGAAGGCGGUGUUUGCGACUAUGAACAUGCUGAAGUUCUCAGGGUCGACCGCGAUCGCGCAGGGCUGGGCGCCAGUGCGUGCGCGCGACGACAUUCACACAGCAAUCGCUGAGGCCGAGUACCUGAGUGGGGCACAGGUGGGGACGAUCAUCGAGGAGCUGGAGACGAAGGAGACGCCGCCGUCGUACUUCAAGACAAACAAGAUCACGGCCUCUUUCCAGAGUAUCGUCGACAGCUAUGGCGUGGCCCGCUACAAGGAGGCGAACCCCGGUGUGUUCACAAUCAUCACCUUUCCCUAUCUCUUCGGUGUCAUGUACGGCGACAUCGGCCACGGAAUCAUUCUCACCCUCUUUGCCGCCUUCCUAGUCUUCAAGGAGAAGAGCUUCGAGGGGCAACCUCUGAACGAGAUUUUCUCCAUGAUCUUUGGUGGCCGCUACCUGCUACUGCUGAUGGGCUUCUUCGCGGUGUACAUGGGGCUCCUGUACAACGAUAUGUUUGGCUUCUCCAUUGAAAUCUUCACCUCGGCCUACCGCUGGCCGCAGCUGCCGCCGGAUGGCCCGGACGGGAUUGUGUACCCCUCCUUCCCCACUGGGCGCCCCAGCGUCAAGCCGUACUCGCCCGUCGCCUUUGGCAUCGACUCCGCCUGGUCGGAGACGGAGAACAAACUGGAGUUCUACAACUCGAUCAAAAUGAAGUGCUCUGUCAUCAUUGGCGUGACGCAAAUGAUGGCUGGCGUGGUCAUUUCCCUCACAAACUACAUGUACUUCAAUGACAACAUCAAGGUGUGGUUCCGCUUCGUUCCAGAGGUGGUUUUUCUCUCGUGCACCUUCGGCUACAUGUGCGUCCUCAUCAUUGUGAAGUGGUUGACCACGUGGGAGAACACACACGAUGCCCCGUCGCUACUGGAGACGAUGACUAACUUCUUCCUGGCGCCGGGUACCGUUACCCUGCCACUCUUCUCGGGCCAGGCUGCCCUGCAGGUGCUGCUUCUGCUGGUGGCCUUGGCCUGCGUGCCAUGCAUGCUGUGCGUCAUUCCGUACGUGGAGAAGAAAGAGCAUGACCACAAGAUGCAAGAACGUGCCACACAUCCACCUGCGGAGGGCGAGGGGGAAGAGGAAGACAACUUUGAGUUCAGCGAGGUCAUCAUCCAUCAGAUUAUUCAUACGAUCGAGUACGUGCUGGGCUGCGUGUCGAACACCGCCUCGUACCUGCGCCUGUGGGCUCUCUCCCUUGCCCACUCUCAGCUGUCGGAGGUGUUCUGGAGCUUUGCCUUCCUCCUCACGGUCGAGUACGACAACGGCAACGGAAUCUGUAUCUUCGUUGGCUUCGCUGUGUGGAUGGCGGCGACCAUUGGCGUGCUGCUCGGCAUGGAGUCGCUGUCCGCCUUCCUGCACGCGCUACGUCUUCACUGGGUGGAGUUCAACAACAAGUUCUACGCCGCUGACGGCCACGCGUUCGAGCCGUUUGACCUCGCGGAGUCGCUGAGCAAGCUGCGCUAA
This is a messenger RNA of Leishmania braziliensis MHOM/BR/75/M2904, 2328 nucleotides long. Its product is annotated as putative vacuolar proton translocating ATPase subunit A. Gene Ontology annotation, molecular function: proton-transporting ATPase activity, rotational mechanism; ATPase binding. The transcript has a single exon. NCBI's taxonomy places the organism in Eukaryota, Euglenozoa, Kinetoplastea, Trypanosomatida, Trypanosomatidae. The coding region runs from base 1 to 2328 and encodes 775 amino acids. Gene Ontology annotation, cellular component: vacuolar proton-transporting V-type ATPase, V0 domain; vacuolar proton-transporting V-type ATPase complex. Gene Ontology annotation, biological process: vacuolar acidification; proton transmembrane transport. The record is from RefSeq and is a predicted model, not a curated record.